Molecule: messenger RNA, 2456 nt
Organism: Camellia sinensis
Lineage: Eukaryota; Viridiplantae; Streptophyta; Magnoliopsida; Ericales; Theaceae
Molecular function (GO): phosphatidylinositol binding; metal ion binding
Source: RefSeq, a predicted model, not a curated record
UAAUUUUGUAAUUUAGCCAAAUAUAUAUCUGCCAUCAAUCUCUCUCUAUCUUCGCCGCAUCAACUGAUUGUUUCGCACCCUGUGCUUCAAAUUCGAUCGAUGGAGGACAAGGAACGCUGUACACAAACUGAAGCCCAAGGCGAAUUUCAACCUCUGGCGUCUAGGGUUUCCACAAUCUCAAUCUGCACAGAAGCCACCAAUCACACGGAUUGCGAGGGAUUUCAUCAGCAUAAAGAGCACAAUGAUUUACAAGACCCAGUUUGUUUCAUGAACCAACAAAUGGAUAAAUUUGAAGAACGUAAUACUGAGUUACCUUCUUGUUGGACAGAGGAGAUGGAUGAGAUAAUGGGCCUUAUGGGGCAAGAAAUGGCUAAAGAUGCUGAAUUACCUCAACAAGCAAGGAAGGAGAAUGAAGGGCAGAGAGGUUUACUGAGCCAACAAUUGGAUAAACCUAAAAAAUAUAUUGAAGUACCUCAACACAAAAGUGAGGGUGAUGAUCAGAAGAGUGAUUUUAUGAUCCAAGUAAUGGACAAACUUGAAGAAUGUGAUAUUAAAUUACCUCAACAAUUAAUGGAAGAGAAUGAUGAGAAGAGUGCGUUCAUGGACCAAAAAAUGGCAAAACAUGAAGCAUGUGAUCCCAUAUUAUCUCAACAUUUUAAGGAAGAGAAUGAUGAGAAUAGUGGUUUCAUAGCCCAAAAAAAGGCAACGCAUGAAGCAUGUGAUACCAAAUUACCUCAACACUUAAAGGAGGAAAAUGGUGAGAAGGGAGAAUCAAAUACCAACCACAGAAAAUUAGGAAAAUACUUCUAUUAUGACUCACCGCUUUCUGAAGGAACUGGGGUUUGGAUACCUGUUUCUGUUCCACCUCUGUCAGAAAGUGAGCAUGAAGAGUGGGCCAGAGGUCUGUAUCCAAAUGGGGGAUACUUCCCCAAAGGAGACAUGGGUUGGAGUCAGUACAUUGAGGAAGAUAAAGAGUUGACCAUGUGGGAUGUGGUAGUUGAAAUGUUACUUGUGGCCCAGGGAAAAGUUAGUGCUCUUGCUUCAGGCGAUAUUCGUAAAAUUUCACGGAUAUCAAGCCACCUAAUUGAGCAAGCUUGGAAAGAGAUGGCUGAGACUCUCACCGAGGCCAAUUUUGGAUACACAGUGAAGAUUCUUGAAGCGGAGCCACCAAAAUGGCUGCCUGAUAGUGCUGCUUCUGCUUGUAUGCUAUGUAAUAUCCGUUUUCACCCUAUCAUGUGCGGCCGGCAUCACUGUCGGUUUUGUGGAGGAAUAUUUUGUGGCGAGUGUACUAGAGGAAGGAGCUUGUUGCCAGCUAAGUUUCAUGAGAACAAUCCCCAACGAGUGUGUGAUGUUUGUUGUGUGCGUCUUGAAUCUGUCCAGCCACACUUAAUGGAUCAAGUAAGUCGUGCUGCUCAGUUACCAACCAAUGAUGUUACAGACCUCAGCACUUUAAGAUCAUGGGCAAAUUUUCCAUGGGCUCAGUCCAUGGAAUAUGAGAUCUACAAGGCCACAAACACAAUUCGGGGUUAUAAUGAUAAGGUUGGUUCUCUGAGACUCGAGAAAGCAAUUCCAGAUGCUAUUCUACGACAAGCAAAAGGCCUUGCAAUACUUACUAUUGUGAAAGUUGGCAUGAUGGUUACCUACAACAUUGGAACAGGAUUGGUUAUUGCUCGUAGGGAAGAUGGCUCAUGGUCUCCGCCCUCUUCCAUUUCUUCGUUUGGCGUGGGUUGGGGAGCUCAGGCUGGUGGAGAGUUGAUAGACUUAAUUAUUGUACUGAGGACAAGUGAUGCCAUCAAGACGUUUAGUGGUGAUGUGCAUCUCUCAAUGGGAGCUGGUUUGAGUGCUGCAGUUGGCAUUGUUGGACGGGCAGUUGAAGCUGAUGUGCGAGCUGGUGAUGGUGGCUAUGCUGCUUGUUAUACAUAUAGUUGCAGUAAAGGUGCAUUUGUUGGAUGUUCACUAGAAGGGAGCGUUGUUACUACUCGCACCCGAGAGAAUUUCCGAUUCUAUGGCAGUCAAUCAAUAAAUGCAUCAGAUAUUCUUCUUGGCUCAUUACCUCGGCCACCUGCAGCUGCCAUUCUCUAUCGCGCUCUGGGAGAUUUAUAUCAAAAGCUUGAGAGAUGACCAGUUGUGUAGAAUUGAAUUGUCACAACCUAUUUUAGGGAAUUGGGAUUGGAAUAUUUGGGUUGUAAUUGCAUUUCUGGAUUUGCUGGGUCGUUUUCCACGAUUCUUUUCUGUGUACAUAGUUGGUGCUAAAUAAUUGUACAGUAGGUUAUUAGAAAAUUGUAUAAAAUUGUACUGGGUGAAGCUUAUGACCAAAUUGUAAAUAUGAUGUUUAAUUACAGUAAAGCAGGUCAAAAGCUAAUGAUCUGGUUGUAGGUCAAGUGUACAGAAUAGUUUGAAUGUUCUCCCAAGGAAAAAAGGAAAUAAAAAUAAAUUUCUCACAUGAGUCAGCUAAA